UCAGGAUUGAGAAUGGGGAGCAGGGAAGAGGAGCGGCGAAAACUCGCCGACAUCAUUAACCACUGGAACGCCAACCGGCUCGACCUGUUCGAGAUCAGUCAGCCAACGGAGGAGCUGGAGUUCCAUGGCGUCAUGCGCUUCUACUUCCAGGACCGCGUGGCGGGGAACUUCGCCACCAAGUGCAUCCGCGUGUCCAGCACGGCCACCACGCAAGACGUCAUCGAGACGCUGGCUGAGAAGUUCCGCCCCGACAUGCGCAUGCUCUCCUCGCCGCGCUACUCCCUCUACGAGGUGCACGUCAGCGGGGAAGAACGGAAGCUGGACCUGGACGAGAAGCCGCUGGUGGUGCAGCUCAACUGGAACAAGGACGACCGCGAGGGCCGCUUCGUGCUCAAGAACGAGAACGACAUCAUCCCCAAGAAGACACAGAUCAAUGGGCCAGAGAGGGAAAAAGAAGGCGUGAUCCAGAACUUCAAGCGGACGCUGUCCAAGAAGGAGAAGAAAAAAGAGAAGAAGAAAGAGAAGGAUGCUUUUGCCCGUAUCCCGGACGGAGAUGAAAGUGCACUCAUAGGGGACGGGGAGAACUCGCGUCUUGCGCAGGAGGUGUACAAGGAGAUGCCGGAGACGAGCUUCACGCGCACCAUCUCCAACCCUGAGGUGGUCAUGAAGAGGAGAAGACAGCAGAAGCUGGAGAAGAGGAUGCAGGAGUUCCGCAACAAUGACGGAAGACCUGACUCAGGGGGCACAUUGCGGAUCUACGCUGACAGCCUGAAGCCCAACAUCCCGUAUAAGACCAUCCUGUUGUCCACCACAGACACGGCCGACUUCGCUGUGGCCGAGGCACUAGAGAAAUACGGCCUGGAGAAGGAGAGCCCCAGAGACUACUGCAUUGCUCGGGUGGUUCACUCAGAAGAUAAGCCUGUGAAGGAGGCAAUCCUGGAUGACAUGGAGUGCCCACUGCAGAUCUUCAGGGACUGGACCAGUGAUAAAGAGGCCUUAGUGUUCCAGCUGAAGAAGAGACCUCCAGACUACGUUCCAAAGAAGGGCCGCAAACAAGAUGGCAUGCGCGGCUCCGUUCCCCCCGAGAAACUGCCCUACCUGGUGGAGCUCAGUCCAGGGCGCGGGAACCACUAUGGCUACUACGCCUAUCGCCACCAUGAAGACGGCUCGGACUCCAGGGACAAGCCCAAGUUGUACCGCCUCCAGCAGAGUGUCACUGAGGUGGGCUCCGACUGCACGGACGACGGCUCCAUCCAGCUCUUUGGGCCAGGUGUCCUCCCCCAUCACUGCAACCUGCUGCACGCCGACGGCCUGGUGACGGUGACCCCGGCCACCCCGGAGGCGGAGACUCUGCUUGACGGACAGCGGGUCGUGGACACCACCCUCCUGCGCAGCGGUGCCACGCUGCAGUUUGGACACGCCCACGUCUUCAAGUUCGUGGACCCCGCCCAAGAGAACCUCGGAGGCAAGCGAGAGCCGGGGCCCAUGAUGAAGGCACGCCACAAGUCAGGGAGUGUCGCGGAGCCAAACUUUGACCCGCACGGGGACAUCCACAGCUCCGCUCUCCCCACCAGCAAGAGCUCAGGGAAGUUGGACAUGGAGCGGGCAGGCAAUGGCAGUGAGAGGGGCAUGGUGAAGCCGAUGAUCCGUGGGGAGCAGCAGGACUUCAGCAGGUCCCACGAUGCCCUGGGCCCCGAGCUCACGCUGCCGGCCAGCAUCGAGUUCCGGGAGAACUCUGAGGAUGCCUUCCUGUCUGCAAUCAUCAACUACACCAACAGCUCCACUGUGCAUUUCAAGCUGUCCCCCACCUACGUGCUCUACAUGACCUGCCGCUACGUCAUGUCCAGUCAGUACCGGCCCGACAUCAGCCCGUCCGAGCGCACGCACAAGGUCAUCGCCAUCGUCAACAAGAUGGUGAGCAUGAUGGAAGGAGUCAUCCAGGAGAUUGCUGAUGGUGAUCAGAAGCAGAAGAACAUUGCCGGCGCUCUGGCCUUCUGGAUGGCCAACGCCUCGGAGCUGCUCAACUUCGUCAAGCAGGACAAGGAUCUGAGCCGCAUCACGCUGGACGCGCAGGACGUGCUGGCCCACCUCGUGCAGAUGGCUUUCAAGUACCUGGUCCACUGCUUGCAAUCUGAUCUCAACAACUACAUGCCUGCCUUCCUGGACGACCCCGAGGAGCAGAACCCCCAGAGGCCUAAAAUAGAGGACGUCCUCCACACACUGACCGGCGCCAUGUCCCUGCUGCGCCGCUGCCGAGUCAACGCGGCACUGACCAUCCAGCUGUUCUCCCAGCUGUUCCACUUCAUCAACAUGUGGCUCUUCAACAAGCUGGUGACGGAGGCCGACUCGGGCCUCUGCUCCCACUACUGGGGCGCCAUCCUGCGCCAGCAGCUGAGCCACAUUGAGGCCUGGGCAGAGAAACAGGGCCUGGAGCUGGCCGCAGACUGCCACCUCAGCCGCAUAGUACAGGCCACCACCCUGCUGACCAUGGAUAAGUACUCUCUGCAGGACGUACAGAACAUCAACAACACGUGCUUCAAGCUCAACUCACUGCAGCUCAACGCCCUCCUCAGCAACUACCACUGUGCCCCCGACGAGCCCUACAUCCCACCCGAGCUGAUUGACCACGUGGUGUCUGUGGCCGAGAACACGGCGGACGAGCUGGCCCGCAGCGACGGGCGCGAGGUGCAGCUGGAGGAGGACCCCGACCUGCAGCUGCCCUUCCUCCUGCCGGAGGACGGGUACUCGUGCGACGUGGUGCGCAACAUCCCCAACGGCUUCCAGGAGUUCCUCGAGCCCCUCUGCCAGAGAGGCUUCUGUCGUCUGACCCCUCAUCCUCGCUCGCCCGGCACCUGGACCGUCUACUUUGAAGGAGCCGACUGUGAGAGUCAUUUCUCUGCCGACAACUCCGACCUGCCAAUGCGGAAGGAACCGGAAAUCGUGACGGUCACACUCAAGAAGCACAAUGGCAUGGGCCUCAGCAUCGUGGCCGCCAAGGGUGCUGGCCAGGACAAGCUGGGCAUCUACAUCAAGUCUGUGGUCAAAGGAGGAGCUGCCGAUAUGGAUGGGCGUCUGGCUGCAGGAGAUCAGCUACUGAGUGUGGAUGGCAGAAGCUUGGUUGGCCUCUCCCAGGAAAGGGCGGCUGAGUUGAUGGUUCGUACGGGUUCAGUGGUGACGCUGGAGGUGGCCAAGCAGGGCGCCAUCUACCACGGCCUGGCCACGCUCCUCAACCAGCCCUCCCCUAUGAUGCCCAGAGCCAAUUCCAAGGACAAGAACGGCAAGCUGCGACCAAAGAGCGAGGGCUUCGAGCUGUACAACAACACAGUGCAGAACGGCUCCAGCGAGAGCCCGCAGGGUGCCUGGGACAACUACCCCGAACCAAAGAAGAUGACCGGAGAGGAGCGGCUGCUCAAGAACCGCGCUGACCACCGCUCCAGCCCCAACGUGGCCAACCAGGCUCAGAGUCCAGGAGGAAAGCCUGUGUACCCUGCAGCUCCAGGGAAGAUCACCUCAGUCUCCACUGGCAAUCUCUGUGCUGAUGAGGAGCCCUCCCCCCCACAUGCCGAGGCCUACCCCAUCCCCACUCAGACAUACCCCAGAGAGUACUUCACAUUCCCGGCCUCCAAAUCUCAGGACCGUGUGGUGCCCUCGCCCAACCAGCCUUGGCAGAACGAGGACAGGCCCCCGAUGGAGGUCCAUCCCAACAACAACAUGUCCAUGCAGAGAGUGGCACGCUCUCAGGAGGAGCUGAACGACGUGCCCGGCGGGUACCUGCAGCAGCAACAUCCGGACUACCAGCACGGCGGCAGCAGCGAACACUGGAACCAGCAGGUCUCCUCCUCCGUGGAGUCCAGCACCUCCAGCCAGGAGCACCUCAACUACUCCAACGCCUCCGUCAGCACCCUUAACAAGGGCCACAGCAACCACAAGAGCGGCCCAGGCCGCUGGAAGACCCCAGGGCCCCCCCCUGGCCCCGGCCCCGGCCCCAACUCCCAGCCGACACGCACUGACUUGCCCCCGCCGCCGCCGCCUCCACCAGCCCACUACGACUACGAGCCCCACCCAGACAUGCCGCUGCCCCCUCCACCUCAGCAGCAGGCGGCCGCCGCAGCAGCUGCCGCCGCCACCGCCGACCGCAAGAAGCGCGAGGAGCAGCAGCGCUGGUAUGAGAAGGAGAAGGCCCGGCUGGAGGACGAGCGCGAGAGGAAGAGGAGGGAGCAGGAGAGGAAGCUGGGCCAGGUCCGCGGCGCCCCCGGGCCCAACCACAACCAGCACGGCACCCUGCCCCCACCGGCCCACCACCACCACCCCCAGAUGCCCCCGCCCGCCGCUCACGGGCCCGGGCAGAUGCCCCCCCAGCAACCGUACCUGCCCCCCCAGCCCCAGCAGCCCCAGCCCCCUCUGCCCCAGCAGAUGCCCGCUGUCCCAAGCCGCCCCGACAAGCACUCCAGCCUGCCUCGCGGGAUGUCGGGCCCGGGCGCCCCCCCUCCUUCCGGGGACACGGUGAUCCGCGAGCUCCUGCCACAGCAGCAGCCGCGCACCAUCGAGCGGCGCGACCUCCAGUACAUCACCAUCAGCAAGGAGGAGCUGUCGGCCAGCGACUCGCUGUCGCCCGACCCCUGGAAGCGCGACGCCCGCGAGAAGUUCGAGAAGCAGCAGCAGCUGCAGAUCGUGGACCUGCUGGACAAGGAGAUCCAGGACCUGCAGGCCAAGCCCGAGCGCACGGCCGAGGAGAGCGACCGCCUGCGCAAGCUCAUGCUGGAGUGGCAGUUCCAGAAGCGGCUGCAGGAGUCCAAGCAGAGCGACGAAGACGACGACGAUGAGGACGAGGACGAGGACGUGGACACCACCCUCAUCAUGCAGAGGCUGGAGGCCGAGAAACGAGCACGGUUGCAGGACGAGGAGCGGAGGAGGAAGCAGCAGCUGGAAGAGAUCCGCAAGCGGGAGGCAGAGGACCGGGCCAAGCAGGAGGAGGAGAGACGCUGGAGGGAGGAGGAGAGGGCCAGGAGAGAGGCCGAGGAGAAGAGGAGACAGGAGGAAGAGUACUAUAACCGCCUGGAGGCGGGAAGGCGCCGGCAGCACGAAGAGGCCGAGCGCAAGCUGCUGACCCCCGACGAGCCUGGUCUGUACAGACCGCCCCUCCCCAGGGACUACCAGCCCCCCCCUCCCGCCUCCCCCGCCAACACAGCCAACACUAACCACAGCAACAGCAGUGCUCCUCCACCCCCACCCCAGAGAAACACCUCUUACCUCAAAACCCAGGUCGCAUCCCCUGACACCCUGUACACUGCCAAGUUUGUCUCGUACAAUGAUGAGGAGGAGGAGGAGGAUGCUAGCCCAGCAGGAUUUAAUUCGUACACUGGAAACACAACAGGGCUUGUAGGAUCGGGAGAAGUUUACAAGGAAAAAUGGAUUAAAAGGUAAGCGAAAGACACUAGAAUCCACUGGUGAGUGAUGAGAUUCUAUCAGAGACAAAUGCAUCUCCUCGCCAUUGCCCAACACCUUUCAGAUAUAUUGACAGUAUAACUGAAGAAUGCUCACCUAUCUCAGUGUCCAACUGGUUCAAGUGUUAAAUAGAUAAAUAAAUACAUGGCUUGAUUACAUUCCGUAGUUACAUAAUUCUUUAUUUGGCCAACCCCAACUGUCAAACCCAUGCACCUAUACUACCAUUCAAAAAUUUGGAAUCACUGAGAAGUUUCCUUGUUUUUGAAAGUAUCACAUUUCCCCCCAGUUUAUGCUGGUCUUCUAGGCAGAGUUGAAAAGAAAAAGGCAUAUCUGAGGCCAAUUAAAGGAAAAGACUCCAAUUAGCAAAAGGAAACCGAUUGGGUGGAAUAUUAUUGAUAAUAUAUUAUCGACCGACAGAUCUAAGUUGAGGUGUUUCAUCCUGUAACCCAUACAUUCCAAAUGAUGCCAGAUCUGCUUAGGGAAGAAGCAGCCAAGCUGUAAUGCUGCAAAGCAUUUUUAUUAGAUGGAUAAAAAUGUGAGUUUUCCUGGAAAGCAUAUCAUU
Clupea harengus (Atlantic herring) is the source of this 6007-nucleotide messenger RNA. It is a transcript of the gene afdna, whose product is annotated as afadin, adherens junction formation factor a. Gene Ontology annotation, molecular function: cell adhesion molecule binding. The coding region runs from base 13 to 5424 and encodes 1803 amino acids. Lineage: Eukaryota; Metazoa; Chordata; Actinopteri; Clupeiformes; Clupeidae. Gene Ontology annotation, biological process: signal transduction; regulation of protein localization. The transcript is spliced from 34 exons. The record is from RefSeq and is a predicted model, not a curated record. Gene Ontology annotation, cellular component: adherens junction.